Paramisgurnus dabryanus is the source of this 2548-nucleotide messenger RNA. RefSeq lists its product as uncharacterized. Gene Ontology annotation, cellular component: cytosol. The record is from RefSeq and is a predicted model, not a curated record. Lineage: Eukaryota; Metazoa; Chordata; Actinopteri; Cypriniformes; Cobitidae. Gene Ontology annotation, molecular function: L-allo-threonine aldolase activity. Gene Ontology annotation, biological process: glycine biosynthetic process; L-threonine catabolic process.
AAACACCAUGAAUACUGAAAUAGUCACACAUCAAAUAAAAUCUUUUUUAUCAUAAGGGUUUUAUCAGCUGUUUUAUUACAAGGGUUUAUUGGUGGUCCCUGUGUGUUUUAGAGCAUAUGCAUACCUGGACUACUGCGGUUUUGAGAAGUCAUGUAACGUUUAACUGAUCGAUGUCAACGAAAUCCAUUAUUCGUGUCUUAGAGCAAGGGUCUCCGAAUCAAUUAUUUGCAACUACAGUAAACCAAAGUUCAGCAAAGUCUUGUGCAUGAAUACCUUAGGAGACGUUCAAACUUCACACCAAAGCUUUUACCCCGACAACGCAACCGGCGCAUUGUUCAUGGACUGAUAAACAAAGCAGAAGUAUCAUAGCAACUAAAGCGCUCGGCUAAAAAAAACUGACAAUCGGCGUCCUGUGGUUUUCAGUCGCGAUUAAAACUUUGGUGUAAAACCCUUACUGUGGAAUAUAGCAUCAUUGAAAAGAGAAGACAUGGCCUCCAAAACAUUCACGUUUUCAGCUCGUUUACUCCGUCAGUGCUUACAGAAAUAUCCGCGUGUUUUGCGCGUGGAUCCGGCGCGGCUGUAUCACGGAUCCCCGGCGGUAACAUCAGGGUCUGCAGUCCGCACAGUGGACCUCCGGAGCGACACGGUCACCAAACCCGGACCUGCCAUGCGCAGAGCCAUAGCUGAGGCCGAGGUUGGAGAUGAUGUGUUUGGAGAGGAUCCAACUGUUAAUGAACUUCAAAAAGAAGCUGCUGAUAUGUUUGGUAUGGAGGCCGCUUUAUUUGUCCCCACAGGAACGAUGAGUAAUCUGAUUUCAGUUAUGGUGCACUGCAGAGAACGAGGAGAUGAGAUGAUAGUAGGUGACCUCUCUCAUAUUCACAUCUCUGAGCAGGGUGGAUGUGCACAGCUUGCAGGUGUCCAUUCUGUAGCAGUGACCACACUAACCGAUGGCACCUUUGAUCUAGACCAGCUACUAUCCAAGAUCCGUCAUGGUUACCCUGACCCGCACUACCCACGCUCUCGCCUGGUGUGUGUGGAAAACACCCACAAUACUCAGGGAGGGCGAGUCCUUCCACUUUCAUUCCUGCAAGAGCUUCGCUCUGUGGCUGAUAAGUUUGGUCUGGCAGUGCAUAUGGAUGGAGCGAGGUUAAUGAAUGCAGCCGUUGCUCAGGGUGUUCAUCCCUCUGUUAUACUACAACAUUGCCACUCCGUCAGUGUGUGUCUAUCCAAGGGACUGGGGGCACCUGUAGGAUCCAUGCUUGGUGGGUCCAAAGAUUUCAUAGAGAGAGCAGUUCGUGCCCGCAAGGCACUUGGUGGAGGAAUGCGCCAAGCGGGUAUUUUAGCAGCAGCUGGUAGGAUCGCCCUGUCGGACAUGAUUGGCAGACUGGAAGAGGACCACAGGAAUGCCAGACGCUUUGCUGAAGCACUUACACAGUGUGACCCUCCUCUGUACCAGCUGGACCUGGCCACUGUGGAAACAAACAUUUUAAAGUUUUGUCUUCAGGACCAGCAGAUGAGCCCAAAUGAGUUCUGUGAGCGUAUGGCAAGGGUUGAUGAGCAGGAGGUGAAGGCUUUGGGUCAGGGGGUCCGGGUGCUGAUGUUCUCUCAUGUUGGAAAUGCAGUCAGGGCUGUGUGGCAUCUGGGUAUCAGUGAGGAAGAUACUGAACUGGCUAUAGAGAAGGCUCGGUUUGUGGCCCAACAGCACAGAUACAAGUUCGUCAAGACAGCAUGAAAACAAUAAUUUUCAUCCAAGACAACUGUUUUCACAACAGUCUCAGUUAAUCUAAAAAAAAAACUCCAGCGAACUUAAAGAGACACUCCACUUAUAUGCUAAUUUUCAGCUCCUCUAGAGCUCCUCCAUUUUGGAAUCCAUUCAGCUGAUCAUUGGGUCUGGCGGUACGACAUUUGACAACUUUUAAUAGCAGGGGACUAUUUUCGGGCAGUGCAUAAUAUCAUUGCGCCUCCUGCAGCCAUGUUACAUCAACAAAGUCCUUGAUUAUUACGCCAGAAUGAGAGUAUAGUUCCUAGCAAUAUCUGCCUAUUUUUUCGUCGGUCUUAGUACAUAAUGUAACUACAACCACAACUCUUUGGUUAUUUUUAGCGUGAUGCUAAUGGUCUAAUCAGAUUCACUGGAUUAUGCUAAGCUAUGCUUAAAGUGGUACUGCCAGACCCAGAGAUCAGCUGAAUGGAUUCCAAAAUGGUAUAAAUAUUCUCUAUGGGAGCUGAAAAAUGAGCAUAUUUUCAAAAAAAAUGCCCCUUUUUUACACUCCAGAAAAAAGUGUAAGAAUUACACUUCUUAAAGAAAAAAGAAGUGUACAUUCUUCAAGAAAAAAGAUAGGUUCUUUGACAGGAAUAACAGUAUGGCUCCAUAAGGACCUUAUGUUGCACAAAAGGGUUAUUUGUAGAGAAAAAUGGUUUAUUAGUGGCAUCACUGGAAAGAACCCCUUUUAGCACCUUUAAGAGUGCAAUGUACCAUCUUUUACCCGGUUUGAAAACCAAGCCAAGACUUCCACUAUUAUAUUAUACUAUUAAAGGGGUGUUGCAAUAA